AUGGGCGGCAAGCCACUGGCCGCCGCGACGGCGCUCAACCCCUUCACCCAGCUGCCCCCCGAGCUCAGCUUCCACAUCAUCUCCUUCCUCUCCUACAAAGACGCCCUCCGCCUCGCACAGACGAGCAAGGCGGGAUAUGAGUACGGGAACGAUGACAUGGUCUGGAAGAACCUCAUCCAGACGGAGCUGGGCAUCAGCUUCCUGGAUGGCUGCGAGCUGGUCUUCGACGAGCACAUGCAGAGACGCCAAGCCGGCCCCCAAGACCAGAACAGAAAGAAGAGCAAGGCCAUCGCCAACAACAACGACGAUGACGGCGACAUGAUGGAUAUCGACAACCCGCGGCCCGAGGGCAAGACGUGGAAGGAGCGCUUCCAGCACCUCCUCGCCAUGCGCGGCGACCUCGCCCCCGUUCAAUUCAGAAGUCUGACCCCAUCUCUGCUCUACUCUUUGCAGUCGAUGAGGUCCAUCCGACUUCCCGCCCUGGUCGACGCCUCUGAGCCUCAGAGGAGCCCGUGCGGCGGCGGCGACUGCGGCGGCAUGUGCGGCGCCGCCCCGUCGACCCUCGGCUGCAAGCACUACAGGCGCGAUUGCAAGCUACUCGCGGCCUGCUGCGGCCGCUUCUUCGUGUGCCGCCACUGUCACGAUGAGCAGGUCCACGACCACCGCAUCGACCGAUACGCCACCCAGCUUGUGCUGUGCAUGGCAUGCAACGCCAUCCAACCGGCCGGCCAGCACUGCACGUCGCCACAGUGUCAGAACAGAUCGUUGGGAAGUUACUUCUGCGGUGUGUGCAAGUUCUACGAUAACGACCCGGACAAGGCCAUCUUCCACUGCGAGUUCUGCCAGCGAGUCGUUCCACUGCCACGCAUGCGGGCGGUGUUCUCCAAGGCCGUAAUGGCCACCCACCCGUGCCUCAACAAGCGCCAGCAGACCGUCAACGACGAGCGAUGA
Messenger RNA from Acanthamoeba castellanii str. Neff, 951 nucleotides. Its product is annotated as Fbox domain containing protein. The record is from RefSeq and is a predicted model, not a curated record. Gene Ontology annotation, molecular function: zinc ion binding; ubiquitin protein ligase activity; protein binding. The transcript has 6 exons. Bases 1 to 951 code for a protein of 316 amino acids. Gene Ontology annotation, cellular component: nucleus. Gene Ontology annotation, biological process: ubiquitin-dependent protein catabolic process; protein ubiquitination. NCBI's taxonomy places the organism in Eukaryota, Discosea, Longamoebia, Acanthamoebidae.